AUUUAUAAAUAUUUUUUUGUAUCAUUGCAGACGGUCGUCUACAUGCGCCAAUAUGGAGUGUACAGUCAGUCGCGAAGCGUAACCUAACCUCCGCCUGACUCGGAGCCGACAAACUAAGGAAACGACGACCGAAACCAACAGCCCGGAAUCUGCGAGAAAAAAGGACGACAACGAUAACAGUUAUAUUUAGACGAAGAAGAAGGGCGGAAAAGAAGGAAAAACGUCAAAAUUUAAAGAAAAGAUAAGAACGCACGGUGCGGGAGUUUCGUGUUGCGUUCGGCCAACGAAAUUAAUUAAUUUUAAUAAAAGAAAAAGAGUGUAAAGUGAACGGUGAUAACGGGACGGACGGUUGCAUGCGUCGUUACUUGGGGCGAGCGUCGUCGUAAGGGUACCGCGCGCGCGUUUUUCGUCAAAUGGACAAACGUAAAAUGAUGGCAAAGAGGCCGAGGGUUGAAAACAUACGCGGCGGCCCGAUCAGCAACGGGCCCAUGCAAGCACGCCCUUUGGUGGCGCUUCUUGACGGUCGCGACUGUUCGAUCGAGAUGCCAAUUCUAAAGGACGUCGCGACGGUCGCCUUCUGCGACGCCCAAAGCACCAGUGAAAUUCACGAGAAGGUGUUGAACGAGGCUGUGGGCGCGCUCAUGUGGCACACGAUCAUCCUCACGAAGGAAGAUCUCGAGAAGUUUAAGACGCUCAGGAUCAUCGUGCGUAUAGGGUCGGGCGUCGACAACAUAGACGUUAAAGCAGCCGGUGAGCUCGGCAUCGCCGUGUGCAACGUACCCGGUUAUGGUGUCGAAGAGGUCGCCGACACCGCUCUCUGUCUCAUACUAAACCUAUACAGACGCACUUAUUGGCUAGCGAACCUUGUUCGAGAAGGAAAAAAAUUCACAGGUCCAGAACAAGUAAGAGAAGCAGCACAAGGAUGCGCGAGGAUACGAGGUGACACCCUCGGCAUAGUCGGUUUGGGUCGAAUCGGAUCGGCGGUCGCGCUGCGCGCCAAAGCUUUCGGUUUCAACGUCAUUUUUUACGAUCCUUAUUUGCCUGACGGUAUCGAAAAAAGUCUUGGACUGACGCGCGUCUACACGCUGCAGGACCUCCUCUUCCAGUCGGACUGCGUGACUCUGCAUUGCACCCUCAAUGAGCACAACCACCACUUGAUCAACGAGUUCACCAUCAAGCAGAUGCGGCCCGGUGCGUUUCUGGUAAACACGGCGCGCGGUGGCCUCGUCGAUGACGAUGCUUUAGCUACCGCGCUGAAACAGGGUCGAAUCCGGGCCGCGGCCCUCGAUGUCCACGAGAACGAACCGUACAACGUCUUUACGGGGCCGCUCAAGGAGGCGCCGAAUCUUUUAUGCACGCCACACGCUGCUUAUUAUAGCGACGCAUCCGCUACUGAGCUACGAGAAAUGGCCGCUUCGGAAAUUCGACGUGCUAUCACCGGAAGGAUUCCGGAUGUUUUACGAAACUGCGUCAACAAGGAGUAUUUUAUGGGAUCUUACUCUGAAGGUACAGUGUCACCUGCGACCGGUGUAAAUGGUGGUUAUUACCAAGGAGGAGCGCUACCCGUCCAACAGGCGCACUCGACAACGACGCACGAGGUUCCACAGCACGCCGUGCCACCGAACGCAGCGCCGCCGACGCCGCAGCCGCAGCCACCCACAGGGCCAGUGCUCCCGCCUCACACUUUAAAAAGUCAUUGAAAAUUCACUUAAGCUAGCUAGACCUACUAAUGUAGUAACCGUUGAGCAAUCCGGACCCGACCAACCACCACGCGCCGAAACCAGAGCCGUCGGAGGUGCACUAACACCGUCGGUAGUAAGGUUUAGAGCGAGGGACGCAUGCAGAUUGAGAGAGUUACAACAUAAAACAACAAUGAACAUCCACAACAACAACAACACACUUAAAAUUGGGCUGGACAUCGCACGUACGCGAGAAACAGAGGAAAAAAAUCGUCUAUAACUAUAUAUAUAUAUUCAUUGCGUUUGUUUGUUUCUUAUGUCUUCUUGAGGUAUACAUAUCGUCGAAUUGGAUGGAUAUAAAAAACGUUUUUACAUCACAUUUUUUUUAAUUUUGAUUCACACAUUUUUUUUUAAAUUUUAUUUCUUUACCCCCUUAUUACUUUCUACUCUUUUUUUUGUUCUCGACUCGUUUGAGAGUACGUUUCAUUCUGAAAUCUUUUCAGGUUGAUUUAUAUUCGAAGUUUUCUAUAGUGUAAUAAUUGAUAAGGCUCUUUUUUAUUUAGUAUUUUUUUUAUUAAUUGAGCGUAUUUUAAGUAUUGGUUUUUGUAUAUCAUAGAAUACUUCCGCCGAAAUAAUUGUACAUAUAAUUAUUUUUUUUUCAGUCCAAUCUUACUGUGUAUUUUGUUUUAAUUUCGACUUAUUAUAGAAGAAAAAAUAUGAAAAUGUGAUGUCAGUUUAUAAAUAUAAUAUUUAUAUAGAAGAGAAUCAAAAUAGAAGGUUUCAAAAUGAAACGGAUCUUAGUUUGUAUAAAGGUUAAUUAAAAAAACGCAUAUUGGUCACAAUAUCGAAACGAAAAAACACAAUCCACAUUGUAUUUUGUAAAGAUGAGAGAGGAAACAAUAUACAUGCUUUUUUCUUGUAUUCUGUAGACGAGUAUCAGUGCGUUAAAUUUCAUAAAUAAGUAACUCGUAGAAUAUUUUUUUAUUUACUUUUUUUGUUUUCAAUUAAUUUUCUUUUAAUGUUUCAUAACGCGGGCACAUCUCUGUUUCAACUUAAUUGUUUAUAAAUCUUUAUAAUUUCUUCUUUUCAUAGAUGUAAUUUUUUUAUAAAGAGAUAUAUAUUUUUUUUAUAUAAAAUUGACGAAACAAUUAAGUUGUUGUGAAAUGCCCAAAACUCAAUUAAUUUUAUCAUCUCUCGCUUGUUUACGCUAUAUUGUUGUUCAAGUGUAAUUUGUUUAUGAAAUUUGCUCUGGUAUUUAGAUUAUAAGGAUUAACAGAAAAAGGAUUUUUCAUGGAGACAAAACCCAGUAAUUAUAAAUACGGGACGGGGAAUUCGCGCUGCGCCCCUCUCCCGUUCGUAAUCGUUUUUAUUUUUUUUAUUAUGAGUUUUCGUUUUCUUUUGCUCCCGUUUUUUUUUCUGCUCCGUCAUGCAAAAUCCUUGGGUUGUCAUUAUCUAAGAAUUUCUAAUAAAUAAGUGCAUUAUUUUGAUGGUUAGACAUGUUGCGGUAUUUUUUAUAUAAACAUUUCUCCUCGCCAUUUUUGUGAAUACUUAAAAAAUAAACAUUCAACAUAUUAAUAAAAAAGUUAUAGUAACGAAGUUAAAGAAAUAUUUUAUACAAAGAUAUGGAUGGCGUUCCGAAAAUAUGGUGUUUCGUUCUAUUUUUUAAUCUUAAGGUUUACAAGAAUUGAGUCUGUUUAUUUAGAAAAUGCUGCUGAAGGUUAAAAAUUUUAAAAAAAUAAAAAUAAAUACCAUGCGA
Molecule: messenger RNA, 3435 nt
Organism: Onthophagus taurus
Lineage: Eukaryota; Metazoa; Arthropoda; Insecta; Coleoptera; Scarabaeidae
Source: RefSeq, a predicted model, not a curated record